Messenger RNA from Alternaria arbusti, 1056 nucleotides. RefSeq lists its product as uncharacterized. Bases 1 to 1056 code for a protein of 351 amino acids. The transcript has 2 exons. NCBI's taxonomy places the organism in Eukaryota, Fungi, Ascomycota, Dothideomycetes, Pleosporales, Pleosporaceae. The record is from RefSeq and is a predicted model, not a curated record.
AUGGCUUCUGAAUCCCAUACCGAGGACGCACAACAUUUGGCGGCGAGCAAAGAAUAUGGACUAAACUUCGCGGUCGCGGGUGGGCUGGGAGGUAGUUUACAUUCUCCUCUUCACGAGUCUAUCACUCUGGCUGCCCUGGUCAGUACAGGAUUCAACGUAGCUCCAGGGACUACAUUAGAAAGUGCCAGUAACGACGACUGGGAGUACAUUCGGGGAGUGGUGUGGAACGAUGAUCCCGCUUGUCUACUCUUUGACGACUACGCCGACGCAAACCACACCUACUCGACAGGAAUGAUGUGGGGCUACUAUUUCAAGACAGGGGAAUACGAAUGGGAACAAGACAAAUCAGACAAGAUGCAAAACCCGACCGGGCGCUCCCACUACGGCGAUCUCCAGUUCCUACACUGUAUGGCUUCCAAGCUUGGAGAGAACCCAGAGGAGACCAAAGGAAAAUUGAUGAAAUGGCUCGGCGUCCUUUGGAAACUCUUCAAUGGAGAGGAAGGGAUUACCCCAGAUACAGUCAUCAGCAAGACCGAUAUGGCCGAAUUCUGUCCUAACUUCUCGCUGCCCGCCAACUGGGGGACGCUGCGCUAUCUGCUAUCUGGCGAGUCGGCAUUCGAAGCCUUGGACAUACCACGUCGAGCCUUAGGCAGUAUGUUCCAUAUCAUACAAGAUUCCUACGCUCUGGGACACACGAGACGCACGUUGCUGAACCAUGAAGCGAAGAUCUCCGACGAUCCCCUCCAAUUCCAACCCGGCGUCGUCGACAAAUGGGGCCCAAUCGAGAACUUCCACGUCUACAAUGGACAAGACGACGACCAUCACGGGCUGUACGAUCACGCCAACACCCCAAUCCCCGAUCCCACAAAUCUGGCCAACUUGGAUCAGUUCAACAGCAUGAUUGGCUGUCGCGAUGCCGUCGAGAAGUGUCGAGGACUGAUCGAGCUAAAAAAGUCGGGCAAGACGUGGGAAACAGGGGUGAGAACGUACUUGGAUGAGGUUGUGUUCUCCCUCUCACAAGAAGUCACGGAUGCAGAUACGCGAGUGUGGCCUUAG